Molecule: messenger RNA, 2501 nt
Organism: Cetraspora pellucida
Lineage: Eukaryota; Fungi; Glomeromycota; Glomeromycetes; Diversisporales; Gigasporaceae
Source: the annotation of a GenBank genome assembly
AUCCUGCUCUGAUUCGCCCAGGACGUAUUGACCGAAAGAUAGAAUUUCCACUUCCAGACAUAAAAAUGAAAUGUCAUAUUUUUAAUAUUCAUACAGGGAGAAUGACAUUAUCUGAUAAUAAGGAUCUUGACGAAUUUGUAAUGUCUAAAGAUGAUUUGAGUGCAUUAAUUCAUAAAGUUAAGAAAAAGAAAUGGGAACCACCACUUUCAACUCGUGUUGGUAAAAAAAAAAAAAACGGAGGUCCUGAUGCAACGUCUAAAUUAACUGCCGGUAUAUUAGCCAUGAAUAAUUUCAUAUAUUUUUCCGUGAGAUGCUUGUCCAAUUUUCUUGACGAUCACUUAACUUUGAUAAUCUUUCCUACAACGCGGUGUCGAUUGAAAUGGAACGCUAUGUCUGUUGUCGGUGUACUUCAAGAUGAUACUGAUCCAAUGGUUAGUGUUAUUAAACUUGAGAAAGCUACCUACAGAAUCAAUCCUUAUGGUUCAUUUGCAAGUCCUAAAGAAAAUGCUCAUGUUAAAUGGUAUGUUGAUGGAAAGGAUUAUUUUUAUGCAGUGUCAGAAGCUUUAAUGGCCGCAGAAGAAGAAAUUUUUAUUGAAGAUUGGUGGCUUUCUCCAGAACUAUAUCUUAGAAGACCCCCUGCACAUAACAAAGAAUAUCGCCUUGAUUAUCUAUUAAAGAAAAAGGCUAGUGAAGGUGUCAAGAUUUAUGUAAUUUUGCACGAUGAGAUCUCGGCCAUUAUGUAUUUGAACUCUAGACACGCUGAACUUGCGCUAAACCAUAAAAAUAUAAAGGUGUUUAGACAUGCUGAAAAUGGGUUUCUUGCAAAUGCCGAAUGGGGGUUUCAUUUGAUUUGGAAUAGUAUUUUUCCGAAUGCUGAAUAUGUUAAACAUCCAGAUAGAGAUCCUACCGCAUAUUGGACCCAUCACGAGAAAAUAGUAGUCAUCGAUAGAAAUACAGCCUUCAUCGGUGGAUUAGAUCUGUGUUUUGGUCGGUAUGACACACAUGCUCACAAAUUAGCAGAUUUUCCGAAAUUCGCAAAUUUUUCUGAAGUUUGGCCUGGUCAAGAUUAUAAUAAUGUUAGGAUUAAAGACUUUGUCGAAGUUCAAAAAUGGGCAAUUACUUUGAUUUCUAAGGAUGUCUCGGCUCAAAAUGAUGAAUUCCCAGAAGAAGAUAUUAGAUCAUAUAAUUACUUUAAUGAAACUGCAGAAGUUGAUACUACGAAAGGUACUUGUUCUGUGCAGAUUUUAAGAAGUGCUUGUAGGUGGAGUCAUGGAGUUGAGGUCGAAGAUUCAAUUCAACAGGCAUAUUUGCAGACUAUUGCAGAAGCACAACACUUUAUUUACAUUGAGAACCAAUUUUUUAUUUCAGCAAAUGAUGAUAAUUCUGUAUUUCAUAAUAAGAUUGGAAAAGCACUUAUAGAACGAAUUAUAAGAGCUUAUAAAAAUGAUGAGAAAUUUCGAGUUAUUGUUAUAAUGCCAUUAGUUCCAGGUUUUGAAGGUCAAUUCGAUGCAGAAUCUGCAGUAGCUUUACGAAUAACGAUGGAAUUCGAAUACCACACAAUAUGCCGUGGUGAUGGAUCAAUUUUUGAGAGGCUCAAACAGGCUGGCAUUCAAAAUCCGGAGAAAUAUAUAUCAUUUUUUGCUUUACGUGCUUAUGAUAAAAUCGAUUCUGAAGCAGUUAAAAAAGCAAAGGAUAAAAUUUUAGAUAAAUUGAGCCGUAAAUUAAGCAGCAAACUUUAUCCAAUAAUAAGUAAUAUUAAAGACCCAAUUGUCACAGAACAAAUUUAUAUCCAUUCUAAACUUAUGAUCGUAGAUGAUCAGAUUGUUAUCUGCGGAUCUGCUAACCUUAAUGACAGAUCACAGUUAGGAGAACAUGAUUCAGAAAUUGCAGCAAUCAUUAGGGAUAAUGAUAAAGUUGACUCGAAAUUAGCAGGAAAACCUAUCAAAGCUGGUAGAUUUGCAGUAUCACUAAGAAGACAUUUAUUUAAAGAACAUUUAGGAUUGCUUCAAGUUUCUGAAAACCAUUUGUCUGAAAUUACUUCCUACAGUUACCCCCCACCAUUACAUAUUAAAAACGGAUAUCAUCAUCUUCAAACAAUGGAUGAAAAAAAAUUAGAAGACCCUGUUAGUGAUGAAUUUUUUGCUUUCUGGAAAGGCAUAGCUGAAAACAAUACAAAGAUUUUUAAUGAUGUUUUUCACUGUUUACCUAGUGAUGAUGUUAAAACAUGGGAUGAUUAUCAAAGUUUUGUUCCUGAUCCAAAAACAAUUCCGUUAGGCCAUGUAUAUGAUCCAGAUAAAAUUUCAGAAUUGAAAAAUAUUAAAGGUCAUUUAGUUCAAUUUCCUUAUAGAUUUCUAGAAAAAGAAGAAGUUUCAACUUUGAAAAAAGUUAAAAAUAUUAAGGAUUUAAGUGAUGACUUCAAAGAAAUUGAAUUUGCUGUUGAAAGUGAAUUAAUCGAAAAUUUGGCUACGUCAUCUGAACAUGCUGCUGCAUUUGCCGGAUAA